Molecule: messenger RNA, 12505 nt
Organism: Penaeus chinensis
Lineage: Eukaryota; Metazoa; Arthropoda; Malacostraca; Decapoda; Penaeidae
Exons: 49
Coding region: 151-12273 (4040 amino acids)
Cellular component (GO): myosin complex
Molecular function (GO): cytoskeletal motor activity; actin filament binding; ATP binding
Source: RefSeq, a predicted model, not a curated record
CUCGGCUAUAUGAAGGCCCCACCCACCGCCCGCCGCUAGUGGGUGGUGUGUCAGCAGUGGCGUCAUUGUGGCGGUGCCGCGAAGUGCAAGAAGUUCCGGAGUCGUAUUUGUGAGCCUUGACUUCUACAAACAACACCAAGCGCCACCACCAUGCCAGGUCACAUCGUGAAGAGCACCGGGCCCGACCCCGACCCCACCGAGUUCUUGUUUGUCUCCUUGGAACAAAAGCGCAUCGACCAGACCAAGCCUUACGACGCCAAGAAGUCUUGCUGGGUCCCCGACGAGAAGGAGAGCUAUGUGCAAGGCGAGAUCCAGGGGACCAAGGGAGACCUGAUUACUGUUUGCGUUCCGGGAGGUGACACGAAAAACUUCAAGAAGGACCAGGUGACUCAGGUCAACCCUCCCAAAUACGAAAAGUGUGAGGACAUGUCCAACCUGACUUACCUUAACGAUGCUUCCGUCCUGUACAACCUGAAGACUCGUUACCAGGCCAAGCUCAUCUACACCUACUCUGGCCUCUUCUGCAUCGCCGUCAACCCCUACAAGCGUUACCCCAUCUACACCAACCGUGUCGUCAAGAUCUACCAGGGCAAGAGGCGUAAUGAGGUGCCUCCCCAUCUCUUCGCCAUCUCUGACGGCGCCUACAGUGCCAUGGUGCAGUGUCGUGAAAACCAGUCCAUGCUGAUCACAGGAGAGUCUGGUGCUGGCAAGACUGAGAACACAAAGAAGGUGCUUUCCUACUUCGCCAACGUCGGCGCUUCUGCUAAGAAAAAGGACGAGACUAAACCGAACUUGGAGGACCAGAUCAUCCAGACUAACCCUGUGCUGGAGGCCUUUGGUAACGCCAAGACCGUCCGUAAUGACAACUCUUCCCGAUUCGGUAAGUUCAUCCGCAUCCACUUCGGUCCGUCUGCUAAGCUGUCUGGUGGUGAUAUUGAAGUGUACUUGCUGGAGAAGGCUCGUGUCAUCUCCCAGCAGUCACUCGAACGCUCCUACCACAUCUUCUACCAGCUCAUGUCCGACCACGUCCCUGAAAUCAAGCCAUCUUGUCUCCUGAGCAAUGACAUUUACGACUACCACUAUGUGUCACAAGGCAAGGUCACUGUUGCUUCCAUUGACGACAAAGAAGAGAUGGACUUCACCCAUAAAGCCUUCACAAUCCUCAACUUCUCUGAUGAAGAGCGAGACAACUGCUAUAAGGUCACUGCAGCUGUCAUGCACUUCGGAGCCUGCAAGUUCAAGCAAAGGGGUCGAGAGGAGCAGGCCGAACCUGACGGUACUGAGGCUGGCCAUACUGUCGCAAAAUUGCUUGGUUGCGAUGGGGAUGAACUUUACAAGAAUCUUUGCAAGCCUAAGAUCAAGGUCGGUGCCGAGUUCGUCACUCAGGGUAGGAACGUCGACCAGGUCUCAUACUCUGUUGGUGCUUUGGCAAAGGCUAUAUAUGACCGCAACUUCAAGUGGCUUGUAAAGAAGUGUAACAUCACCCUCGAGACCGGCCAGAAGCGCGUUAUGUUCAUCGGUGUGCUCGACAUUGCUGGUUUUGAGAUUUUUGACUUCAACGGCUUCGAGCAGAUCUGCAUUAACUUCUGUAAUGAGAAGUUGCAGCAGUUCUUCAACCACCACAUGUUCGUGCUGGAGCAAGAGGAAUACAAGAGGGAAGGCAUCAACUGGACCUUCGUGGACUUCGGUAUGGAUCUGCAGGCCUGUAUCGAUCUCUUCGAGAAGCCCCUAGGUCUCCUGUCUAUCCUAGAAGAAGAGUCAAUGUUCCCAAAGGCAACUGAUAAAACCUUUGAGGAAAAGCUGAAGGUCAAUCACCUGGGCAAGUCGUCCAACUUCAUCAAGCCCAAGCCAGCUAAACCAGGCCAGAAGGAAGCCCACUUUGCCAUCGUUCACUAUGCUGGCACUGUGCCCUACAACCUUGCUGGCUGGUUGGAGAAGAACAAGGAUCCCCUCAAUGACACCGUCGUGGACCAGCUCAAGAAGGCCAGCAACGCCCUCUCUGUGGAACUUUUUUCUGACCAUCCCGGCCAGUCCGGUGAUGCGACAGGCGGCAAAGGCGGACGUGGCAAGAAGGGAGGUGGCUUCACUACUGUAUCAUCUGGAUACAGGGAGCAACUAAACAACCUGAUGAAAACCCUGAAUGCCACUCAGCCUCACUUCAUCCGUUGUAUUGUACCCAAUGAGACCAAAUCUCCUGGUGUCGUUGAAGCUCCUCUGAUUAUGCAUCAGCUGACUUGUAAUGGUGUGCUUGAGGGCAUCCGUAUCUGCCGAAAGGGCUUCCCCAACAGAAUGGUCUACCCUGACUUCAGGCAUCGUUACCGUAUCCUGGCUGCAAAGGCCAUGGCCGCCUGUGACGAAGACAAGAAGGCGGCAGCUGUCUGUCUCGAAGCUGUUAAACUGCCAGAGGAUAAUUACCGUCUUGGCAACACUAAGGUGUUCUUCCGAGCUGGUGUCUUAGGUUCUCUUGAGGAGAUUCGAGAUGAUCGUCUGGCUCAGGUUUUGUCCUGGAUGCAGUCAUGGAUUCGUGGAUACACCAGCCGUAUCCAGUACCAGAAACUCCAAGAGCAGCGUGUUGCCCUCAUUGUUGUUCAGCGCAACCUGAGGAAGUACCUCAAGCUCCGCAACUGGGCUUGGUACCGCAUGUGGCAAAAGGUCAAGCCACUCCUCAAUGUAACUCGUGUUGAGGACGAGAUGCGCGCCCUCGAGGAGAAAGCAGCCAAGGCCCAGGAAGACUAUGAACGUGAAGCUAAACUUCGUAAGGAACUCGAGACCGCCAAUGCAUCGCUGCAGGAAGAGAAGAAUAAUUUACUAGCAACCCUUGAGUCAACAAAAGGCAACGUUUCUGACUUUCUGGACAAGCAAGCUAAACUACAGAGCCAGAAAGCUGAUCUUGAGGCCCAGUUGAAUGAAACAAAUGAGCGUCUUCAGAAGGAGGAGGAAGCUCGCAAUCAGCUCUUCCAGGGAAAGAAAAAGACUGAUCAAGAAAUUUCAGGUCUUAAGAAAGAUCUUGAGGAUCUUGAACUUGCUAUGCAGAAGUCCGAGCAAGACAAGAACACUAAAGAUCAUCAGAUCCGCAACCUGAACGAUGAGAUUGCCCAUCAGGACGAACUCAUCAACAAGAUUAACAAGGAAAAGAAACAUCUUCAGGAGUGCAACCAGAAGACAGCUGAAGACCUCCAGAAUGUGGAGGAUAAGUGCAACCACCUCAACAAAGUCAAAGCCAAGCUUGAGCAAACACUUGAUGAACUUGAGGAUUCUCUUGAACGAGAGAAGAAAAUGCGGAGUGAGAUGGAGAAAUCAAAGCGGAAGGUUGAAGGUGACCUCAAGCUUACGCAAGAGGCUGUUGCUGAUCUUGAGCGGAAUCAAAAGGAAUGUGAACAGACAAUCCAACGUAAGGAGAAGGAGAUUGCAGCAGUAUCUAGCAAACUCGAGGAUGAACAAGGCUUAGUUUCUAAACUGCAAAAACAAGUAAAGGAAAUGCAAGCUCGCAUCGAAGAGGUUGAGGAAGAAGUGGAACACGAACGCCAGGCUCGUUCAAAGGCUGAAAAGUCGAAGACUCUUCUCGGCCGUGAACUGGAGGAGCUUGGUGAACGUCUGGAUGAAGCUGGAGGUGCUACUGCUGCGCAGAUUGAGCUGAACAAGAAACGUGAAGCUGAACUGGUUAAGCUUCGUCGUGAUCUUGAGGAGGCAACAAUUCAAAAUGAAGCCUCACUGGCUAAUCUUCGCAAGAAGCACAAUGACGCUGUGUGUGAAAUGUCUGACCAGAUUGACCAUCUCAACAAAAUGAAAGCUAGGACUGAGAAGGACAAGGAAGCUAUGAAGAGAGAAGCCGAUGAUGCAAGAGCUGCUAUGGACUCUCUAAUGCGUGACAAGGCGGCCGGCGAGAAAACAGUCAAGCAACUGCAGCACGAAGUGAAUGAGCUUCAUUCAAAACUUGAUGAAGCCAACCGCACCCUCAACGACUUUGAUGCUUCAAAGAAGAAACUUGCAAUCGAAAACUCGGACCUUCUCCGGCAGCUGGAAGAGGCCGAGAGCCAAAUUGGCCAGCUGUCUAAGAUCAAGCUGUCUCUAUCCAACCAGCUGGAAGACACCAGGAAGCUUGCUGAUGAUGAGAGCAGGGAACGUGCUACUCUUCUUGGCAAGUUCCGUAAUCUGGAGCAUGAUAUUGACGGUCUUCGAGAACAACUGGAUGAGGAAAGUGAAGGCAAAGCUAAUCUGCAGCGCCAACUGUCUAAGGUUAACACUGAGGCACAGAUGUGGCGUGCUAAGUAUGAGUCUGAAGGAAUUGCUCGUGUUGAGGAGCUUGAAGCAUCACGAAUGAAGCUGGCAGCUCGACUUGAGGAAGCUGAAGGGCAAAUUGAACAACUUAAUGUUAAGAAUAUGAAUCUUGAGAAAGCUAAGCAGCGCAUCAGCACUGAACUCGAGGACAUGCAAAUUCAGUGCGAACGUGCACAAGCACUUGCUGAUGCUGCUGAAAAGAAGCAGAAGAACUUCGAUAGAAUCAUCAGCGAGUGGAAAAUGAAGGUUGACGACUUAGCUGCUGAGCUUGAGGCUUCACAGAAGGAGUGUCGCAACUAUUCUACUGAACUCUUCCGAAUCAAGGCCGCCUAUGAGGAGAAUCUUGAACAACUUGAUUCUGUUCGUCGUGAAAACAAGAAUCUUGCCGAUGAAAUCAAAGACCUAAUGGAUCAGAUUGGCGAAGGUGGACGAUCUCUCCAUGAGGUCCAGAAGAAUGCAAGACGCCUUGAGAUUGAGAAGGAGGAACUUCAGGCUGCCCUUGAGGAAGCUGAAGCUGCCCUGGAACAGGAGGAGAAUAAGGUGCUUCGUGCACAGCUUGAGCUUAGUCAGGUCAGGCAGGAGAUCGACAGACGCAUUCAGGAGAAGGAGGAGGAAUUCGAAAACACAAGAAAGUGCCACCAACGUGCUAUCGAUUCAAUGCAGGCUUCGCUUGAAGCAGAAGCAAAGGGCAAGGCUGAAGCUCUUCGUAUGAAGAAGAAGCUGGAGUCUGAUAUCAAUGAGCUGGAGAUUGCCCUCGACCACUCUAACAAGGCUAAUGCUGAUUUGCAAAAGCAAAUCAAGAAGAUUCAGGGCGACAUGAGAGAUGUCCAGACUCGUCUUGAGGAGGAGCAGCGACUUUCCUCCGAAUAUCGCGAUCAGUAUUGCAUCGCCGAGCGCCGGGCCAAUGCUCUUCAUGGCGAGCUGGAGGAAUCUCGCACUCUGCUCGAGCAGUCAGACCGCGGCCGCCGUCAGGCUGAGGCCGAACUUGCUGAAGCUCACGAGGCUGUCAAUGACCUCAAUGCACAGAACGGCUCCUUGACAGCCUCAAAGAGGAAACUCGAAAGUGAUGUGCAGACAAUGCAGGCUGAUCUCGACGAAAUGCUGAACGAGGCCAGGAACUCGGAGGAGAAGGCCAAGAAGGCCAUGGUUGACGCCGCUCGCCUGGCCGACGAGCUCCGCGCCGAACAAGAACACGCCCAGAACCAGGAGAAGAUGCGCAAGGCCCUGGAGGUUUCCGUUAAGGAACUGCAGACCCGCCUUGAGGACGUCGAGAACAAUGCCAUGAAGGCUGGCAAGAAGGCUGUUGCCAAGCUGGAAAGCCGGGUCAGCGAACUGGAAAGCAACCUUGAUACCGAGUCUCGCCGUCACGCCGACGCCCAGAAGAACCUGAGGAAGUGCGAGAGGCGCAUCAAGGAACUCAGCUUCCAGUCUGAAGAGGACAAGAAGAACCACGAGAGGAUGCAGGACCUGGUCGACAAGCUCCAGCAGAAGAUCAAGACCUACAAGCGCCAGAUCGAGGAGGCCGAGGAGAUCGCCGCCCUCAACCUGGCCAAAUUCCGCAAGGUCCAACAAGAGCUGGAGGAGGUUACCAGCAGCGUUGUCGGGAAUGUAAAGUUAUCUCUUAGUACCGUCCCUCCAAUGUGCACCAUGUUAAGGUAUCCUGUUCGGGUAACGGCAAAACUCAUGGAAGCAGAUAAGUGGAUUCUGUCGAUGAAAAAAGAACAUAGAGAACUUCAACUUCACCGUAUUCAUGGUGUACGAGGAGAAAAAAUCGGGAUGGUUGAAACAAGAUAUGAGGAUAUCUUUGAGAGUUGUCACAGGAUUAAACACAGUCGGAGAGAUCACAAAGGCGAAGGGGACGAUGGUGACGGUCGUUAUGUUAAUGAAAAGAAAUAUAAUUAUAUUGGUCUGAAUAAUAACGGCACUGAUAAUGAUGAUGAUGGCAAUGCUGUUACUACUGCUGUUGAUCCUGUUGCUGCUUCUGCUGCUCCUGCUACUGGUAUUCCUGUUGCUGCUGCUUCUGCUUAUAUUGCUUCUGUUGCUCUUGUUGCUGUCCUUGUUGCUCCUGUUCCUGCUGCUGCUUUUGCUGCUCCUGCUGUUGCUGCUGCUCCCGCUGCUACUAUGACUAUCGAAAGGGAUAUGUACACCCACAAGGGCCUUGCUGCUCAGUGGUCGCUGAGGGGACCGUGGUCUGCUAGGGUGGUGUGGCAAGGUUUUAGAAGUAGCGGGCCAGAAAGGAUGCCAAAUAUAGCCGCCACCAGCAUGCCAGGCCACGCCGUGAAAAGCACGGGACCUGAUCCUGACCCCUCAGAAUUCCUGUACGUUUCCCUGGAGCAGAAGCGCAUCGACCAAACCAAGCCUUACGACGCGAAGAAGUCCUGCUGGGUCCCCGACGAGAAGGAAAGUUAUGUCUUGGGCGAAAUUCAGGGAACCAAGGGCGACCUGAUAAGUGUCAGCGUUCCGGGAGGAGAAACGAAGAACUUCAAGAAGGACCAAGUGACCCAGGUCAACCCACCUAAGUAUGAGAAGUGCGAGGACAUGUCCAACCUGACCUACCUUAACGAUGCCUCUGUCUUGUACAAUUUGAAGAGUCGCUACCAGGCUAGACUUAUCUACACCUACUCUGGACUCUUCUGCAUCGCCGUCAACCCCUACAAGCGCUUCCCCAUCUACACCAACCGCACCGUCAAGAUCUACCAGGGCAAGAGGCGUAAUGAGGUGCCUCCUCACCUGUUCGCCAUUGCUGAUGGUGCCUACAUGGCCAUGAUUCAAGGUGGAAAUAACCAGUCAAUGCUGAUCACUGGGGAGUCUGGCGCCGGCAAGACUGAGAACACGAAGAAGGUGCUGUCCUACUUCGCCAACGUCGGCGCGUCAACUAAGAAGAAGGAAGGCGAGAAUAGACCGAACUUGGAAGAUCAGAUUGUCCAAACAAACCCUGUCCUGGAGGCUUUUGGCAACGCUAAGACAGUUCGAAACGACAAUUCUUCUCGCUUUGGCAAGUUCAUCCGCAUCCACUUCGCCCCCAACGGCAAGCUCUCGGGCGGCGACAUCGAGGUGUACCUGCUGGAGAAGGCUCGCGUCAUCUCCCAGCAGUCUCUCGAACGCUCCUACCACAUCUUCUAUCAAUUAAUGUCCGACCAGGUCCCAGAUAUUAAACCUUUGUGUCUCCUGAGUAACGAUAUCUACGACUACCACUAUGUGUCUCAAGGCAAAGUCACUGUCGCUUCCAUCGACGACAAAGAAGACAUGGAGUUCACUCACCAAGCCUUCAGCAUUCUGAACUUCAGCAAGGAAGAACGAAAUGAUUGCUACAAGGUGACAGCGUCUGUCAUGCAUCUCGGCAACUGCAAGUUCAAGCAGAGGGGUCGCGAGGAACAAGCCGAGCCUGACGGCACUGAUGCCGGCAAUUUAGUGGCAAAAUUGCUUCUCUGCGAUGGCGACGAACUGUACAAGAAUUUGUGCAAACCUAAGAUCAAGGUCGGCGCCGAAUUUGUAACUCAGGGCAGAAACGUAGAUCAAGUGACCUACUCUGUCGGUGCCAUGGCUAAGGCGCUGUUCGAUCGCGUCUUCAAAUGGAUGGUCAAGAAGUGCAACGUCACACUCGAAACUGGACAGAAGCGCGCCAUGUUCAUCGGAGUGCUUGAUAUCGCUGGUUUUGAGAUCUUCGAUUUCAACGGCUUCGAGCAGAUCUGCAUCAACUUCUGUAACGAGAAGUUGCAGCAGUUCUUCAACCACCACAUGUUCGUGCUUGAGCAGGAGGAGUACAAGAAGGAGGGAAUUGACUGGCAGUUCGUCGAUUUCGGUAUGGAUCUGCAGGCCUGCAUUGAACUUUUCGAGAAGAAAAUGGGCAUUCUCUCCAUCCUGGAGGAGGAGUCCAUGUUCCCAAAGGCAACGGACAAAACCUUUGAGGAGAAACUGAAGACCAACCAUCUGGGCAAGUCUCCCUGCUUCAUCAAGCCCAAACCUGCAAAGCCCGGCCAGGCCGAGGCCCACUUCGCCAUCGUCCACUACGCCGGCACGGUGCCCUACAACCUCUCCGGCUGGCUCGAGAAGAACAAGGACCCCCUCAACGACACCGUCGUUGACCAGCUCAAGAAGGCAGGCAACGCUCUCAUCGUGGAGCUGUUCGCUGACCACCCCGGCCAGACCGGUGACGCCGGUGGCGGAAAAGGUGGACGAGGCAAGGGAUCAGGUGGCUUUAAAACGGUGUCGUCUGGGUAUAGGGAUCAGCUAAACAACCUGAUGAAGACCCUGAACUCAACGGAGCCUCAUUUCAUCCGCUGCAUUGUCCCCAACGAGACUAAGUCACCAGGCGUUGUUGAGGCUCCCCUCGUUAUGCACCAACUGACCUGCAACGGUGUGCUCGAGGGCAUCCGUAUCUGCCGCAAGGGCUUCCCCAACAGGAUGCCUUACCCUGAUUUCAGGCACCGCUACAAGAUCCUGGCCCCCAAGGAGAUGGCUGAGGGCACCGAGGAUAAGAAGGCAGCCAUGGCGUGCUUCGAUAAGGCUGGUUUAGACGCAGAAAUGUAUCGCUGUGGCAACACCAAGGUAUUUUUCCGCGCUGGAGUGCUUGGUAAUCUCGAAGAAAUUCGUGACGACCGGCUUUCAAAGAUUUUGUCUUGGCUUCAAGCCUGGAUCCGAGGCUUCUCUGGCAGGAGAUCCUACGAGAAACUUAUGGAACAGAGGACCGCUCUCAUCGUUGUUCAGCGCAACUUGAGGAAGUACAUGCGUCUGCGCAACUGGGGUUGGUUCCGCAUGUGGCAGAGGGUGAAGCCUUUGCUCAACGUUACUCGCGUAGAGGAUGAAAUCCGAGCCCUCGAGGAGAAGGCAGCCAAGGCUCAAGAAAAUUAUGAACGCGAAGCCAAACUUCGCAAGGAACUUGAAGCAGCCAACGUAGCCUUGUUGGAAGAGAAGAACAACCUCUUGGUCACCCUUGAAUCUACCAAGGGCAACGUUUCUGAUUUCCUGGAUAAGCAAGCUAAACUUCAGGCCCAGAAGACCGAUUUGGAGGCGCAGCUCAAGGAAGUAACGGACCGCUUACAGAGGGAAGAGGAAUCUCGAAAUCAGCUCUUCCAGGGCAAAAAGAAAACCGACCAAGAAAUUGGCGGUUUGAAGAAGGAUGUGGAAGAUCUUGAACUCGCUGUUCAAAAGGCUGAACAAGACAAAUCUACCAAGGACCACCAGAUCCGCAACCUGAACGACGAAAUCGCCCACCAGGAUGAGCUAAUCAACAAAAUCAACAAGGAAAAGAAACAUCUCCAGGAAUGUAACCAAAAGACUGCCGAGGAUCUGCAGAACGUCGAGGACAAGUGCAAUCACCUAAACAAAGUUAAAGCAAAGCUUGAGCAGACACUUGAUGAGCUCGAGGACUCUCUUGAGAGAGAGAAGAAACUUCGGGGAGAGGUUGAAAAGUCCAAGAGGAAGGUUGAGGGCGAUUUGAAACUGACUCAGGAAGCCGUUGCUGAUCUCGAACGCAACCAGAAAGAACUGGAACAAACUGUUCAGCGAAAGGACAAAGAAAUCUCGUCAAUUUCCUCAAAGCUAGAGGAGGAGCAAGGUUUGGUUGGAAAGAGCCAGCGCCAGGUCAAGGAACUCCAAGCUCGCAUCGAAGAGCUCGAGGAAGAAAUUGAACACGAGCGUCAAUCGCGCUCGAAGUCCGAGAAAUCGAAAACGCUGCUUGCACGCGAACUGGAAGAGCUCGGCGAGCGGCUGGACGAGGCCGGAGGCGCCACCGCCGCCCAGAUCGAACUCAACAAGAAGCGAGAAUCUGAACUGGUGAAACUGCGCCGUGAACUAGAAGAGGUGAACAUUCAGAAUGAGGCCGCAGUCGCUGGGCUGCGAAAGAAGCAUAAUGAUGCCGUUGCCGAAAUGUCGGAUCAGAUCGAUCACCUGAAUAAAAUGAAGGCUAGGGCUGAAUCUGAUAAGGAGGCUCUGAAACGAGAGGCUGAUGACGCCAAGGCUGCCAUGGACGCUCUCUCUCGCGACAAAGCCGCAGCUGAAAAGAGCAUCAAGCAACUUCAGCAUGAACUGAAUGACUCGCACUCAAAGCUGGACGAGGCCAACCGCACGCUCAAUGACCUGGAUGCCUCGAAGAAGAAACUGGUGGUUGAGAACGGUGACCUCCUCCGCCAAGUUGAAGAGGCCGAGGGCCUCAUCAAUCAGCUCAACAAGAUCAAGAUAUCGCUGUCAAACCAACUCGAAGAUACAAGAAGGCUUGCCGACGAAGAGUGCAGGGAACGAGCAACGCUACUUGGAAAGUUCCGCAAUCUGGAACAUGACAUCGACGGCCUCCGAGAGCAGUUGGAGGAGGAGAGUGAAGGCAAGGCUGACCUCCAGCGCCAGCUCUCCAAGUCCAGCGCCGAGGCCCAGAUGUGGCGUGCGAAGUAUGAGCAGGAGGGAGUGGCUCGCGUCGAGGAGCUCGAGGCGGCUCGCAUGAAGCUUGCAGCUCGCCUCGAAGAGGCCGAGACUCAGAUUGAACAGCUGAAUGUCAAGAACAUGAGUCUGGAGAAGGCUAAGCAGCGGAUAUCCGCAGAACUUGAUGACAUGCAGGUCCAGCUUGAGAAGGCACAGAACCUCGCAAACGCAGCCGAAAAGAAGCAGAAGAACUUCGAGAGGAUCAUCUCUGAGUGGAAAAUGAAAGUUGAUGAUCUUUCUGCAGAACUUGAAAGUUCCCAGAAGGAGUGUCGCAAUUACUCUACUGAGCUCUUCCGCGUGAAGGCCUCCUAUGAGGAGAACCUUGAGCAGCUCGACUCUGUUCGGCGAGAAAACAAGAAUCUCGCGGAUGAAAUCAAGGACCUGAUGGACCAGAUCGGCGAGGGCGGGCGAUCCCUCCACGAGCUCCAGAAGAAUGCCAAGCGUCUUGAAAUCGAAAAGGAGGAACUUCAAGCCGCACUCGAGGAGGCCGAGGCUGCCCUGGAACAAGAGGAAAACAAGGUUCUUCGUGCACAGCUUGAACUUAGCCAGGUUAGGCAGGAGAUCGACAGACGCAUUCAAGAGAAGGAAGAAGAAUUCGAAAACACACGGAAAUGCCACCAGCGUGCUAUUGACUCUAUGCAAGCAUCUCUUGAAGCUGAGGCCAAGGGCAAAGCUGAAGCUCUUCGACUGAAGAAGAAACUGGAGUCUGAUAUCAACGAGCUUGAAAUUGCCCUCGACCACUCCAACAAGGCCAAUGCUGAUCUGCAGAAACAUAUCAAGAAGGUUCAGACGGAAAUGCGCGACGUGCAGACCCGGCUGGAAGAGGAGCAGCGCGUGUCCUCUGAGUACCGCGACCAAUGCUGCAUUGCUGAGCGCAGGGCCGGCGCCCUCGCCGGAGAGCUGGAGGAGUCGAGGACGCUCCUGGAGCAGUCUGACCGCGGGCGUCGCCAGGCUGAGGCUGAACUCGCUGAGUCCCAAGCUCAAGUGAGCGACCUCAAUGCUCAGAACAGCUCCCUGGUUCUUUCAAAGAGGAAACUGGAAGGAGAAAUGCAAACCUUGCAGGCUGAUCUUGACGAAAUGCUGAACGAGGCCAGGAACUCGGAGGAGAAGGCCAAGAAGGCCAUGGUUGACGCCGCUCGCCUGGCCGACGAGCUCCGCGCCGAACAAGAACACGCCCAGAACCAGGAGAAGAUGCGCAAGGCCCUGGAGGUUUCCGUGAAAGACCUGGAGAUCCGCCUCGAAGAAUGCGAAACCAACGCCAUAAAGACCGGCAAGAAGGCCGUCGCCAAGCUGGAGAGCAGAGUCCGCGAGUUGGAGACUCAGCUGGACGACGAGAGUCGCCGCCACGCUGACGCCCAGAAGAACCUGAGGAAGUGCGAGAGGCGCAUCAAGGAGCUCAGCUUCCAGUCUGAAGAGGACAAGAAGAACCACGAGAGGAUGCAGGACCUGGUCGACAAGCUCCAGCAGAAGAUCAAGACCUACAAGCGCCAGAUCGAGGAGGCCGAGGAGAUCGCCGCCCUCAACCUGGCCAAGUUCCGCAAAGUCCAGCAGGAAUUCGAAGAACUCCAGAGUACUGUUUAAACCGGAACUGCAGUCAUCUACUUGAAAGAACGGGAAAUGGUGAUCCAGCUUAACAGUGUUUGUUUAACACUGACAAUACUGACAUUUUGCGAAUGACUUAGUGAACAGAUGUAAUAAGCAGUACAUCCUUAAAUUCUUCUUUUUAAGUCUUACCAGGAAUUCGAAAUUGAAGCAGGACAGAUAUAAUAAAAGUGUAUAUUGGAUCUAAUAAAUUAUACAUUAUUAGACGUCA